AUGCGCGUGAAUCAGAUCAUCAUGUUAGUGCUACUUUCGAUCUCGACAAGGAUUCAAAUCGCGUCAACCGCAUCAUGCUCGGACAAAGUGUCUUCCGGUGACAAAGGCGUCGGUAUCUCUGCAGAAGAUGCUCCACUGUGUCCUACUAAUGGUGGAGUCGGCUGCUUUGGUGGAAGCGUUGCCUGUCGCUUUUGCAUGGCAUUUAGCACGCCGCAGAGCUCGCACUUGGCCGCAUGCAAGGCAAAAGCGUCAAGUUCAUCAGUGUCUCCGACGGUGACACCUUCCGCGACGCCUUCAACAGUGGCUCCAUCGUCGACCACUACCAAUGAUGAUUGCAUCGAGGAUCUUACAGUCGCGUAG
Plasmopara halstedii is the source of this 360-nucleotide messenger RNA. RefSeq lists its product as uncharacterized. The record is from RefSeq and is a predicted model, not a curated record. The transcript has a single exon. NCBI's taxonomy places the organism in Eukaryota, Oomycota, Peronosporomycetes, Peronosporales, Peronosporaceae. Bases 1 to 360 code for a protein of 119 amino acids.